Neoarthrinium moseri is the source of this 876-nucleotide messenger RNA. RefSeq lists its product as uncharacterized. The transcript is spliced from 2 exons. The record is from RefSeq and is a predicted model, not a curated record. Gene Ontology annotation, cellular component: nucleolus; preribosome, small subunit precursor. Lineage: Eukaryota; Fungi; Ascomycota; Sordariomycetes; Amphisphaeriales; Apiosporaceae. Gene Ontology annotation, biological process: maturation of SSU-rRNA from tricistronic rRNA transcript (SSU-rRNA, 5.8S rRNA, LSU-rRNA). The coding region runs from base 1 to 876 and encodes 291 amino acids.
AUGGGCUUUUCAAAGCGAAAGUUCUCGGACUUCAAGACGGAACCUGUGGAGGGCGGCGAGACCGAAGCGCGCGACAACGAUGGGUUCAAACGACAGAAGAGCAAACAUGUGAAGAAGGUCAAAGCCAAACCCGACAAUCUCAACUGGGUGAAGAAGCGAGCGAGAACCAUAGAGCGGCGGUUCCGAACCGGGCAGAACCUCCCGGCGGACGCGAAGAAUGACAUGGAGCGAGAACUGGUCCACCACAAGCAGAAGAUUGCCGAGGCCGAGGAGGAGAAGAAGACCAAGCAGAUGAUCAAGAAAUACCACAUGGUCCGCUUUUUCGAGAGAAAGAAGGCCGAUCGACUGGCCAAGCAAAUCGAAAAGCAGAUUGAGCAAUCGAAGGACCCCGAGGAGAUCAAGAAGUUGAAGGACGAUCUACACAUAGCGCAGAUCGAUAGUCUCUACGCCAAGUUCUUUCCAUACCGCGAGCGAUAUGUCAGUCUUUAUCCCGUGGCGGCGACUCAAGGUGGCGAGGAGGCAGAGACCGCAAGCUCUGCCGCGAAGGCCCUCAAGACCGACAGACCAAAGCUCUGGGCAACUGUAGAGAAACUGUCCAAGAAGGGCGUCCCGGCACUUAUCGAGUUCAGGGAUCGCAAACUGGGAAGCGAUUCCCGAAGCAAGGCACCCAAGGAACGACCCUCGAAACACUCGUUUGCGGCCAAGGCCGAGGCCUUGAAGGCCAAGAGCUCUCUCAUCGCUGGACCCUCCACCACCAAGGCCGGCGAAGGGAGAAUGGCGCUCAAAAACCCAAAGAACUCAAAGCGUGCAGCUGAGUCAUCCGAUGAUAACGAUAGCGACAGCGACGGCGGGUUCUUUGAGGCGGACGAUGAAUGA